Messenger RNA from Anopheles coustani, 1040 nucleotides. RefSeq names its product ESX-1 secretion-associated protein EspK-like. The transcript has a single exon. NCBI's taxonomy places the organism in Eukaryota, Metazoa, Arthropoda, Insecta, Diptera, Culicidae. The coding region runs from base 18 to 689 and encodes 223 amino acids. The record is from RefSeq and is a predicted model, not a curated record.
ACCGCCUCCAGGACACCAUGAAUAAGCUCAUCGUUGGAAGCCUUUUCCUGCUCUUCGCGGGCCACCUUGCCGCCGCGUCGAUGUUCGGACCCUUUGGGCCGUUUGCACAGCCGGCCGGUGGUGCCGCUGGUGGCGCCGCCUUCCCCGGAUUCCCCGCCCGCCCGGGUGUAGGCCAGCUGCCAUUCUUCCCACCUCAGCUGCCGUUCUUCCCGCCGCAGCAACCGUUCUUCCCAGCCAGUCCCUUCACGCCCGCCGUAGUCCCAGUCGUAGGUCCUGUGGUGGCGCCCGCCCUUGGCCGCGCUCUGCCGGCUCCGGUGACACCGACGCUUCCACCCACGGCCGGUGGAAAUCUCCGAACCGUCGUCUCUGCCUCGGAUGUAGUCGGUCGCCUGGCCGUGGCCGAUCUGCCUGAGGACCUGCAGCAGCGUGCCCAGGAGCUCCAGGCCGCCAGCGAGGCGGGUUUCGAUGCGUGCGAGGAGCUGCUCCAGCUACCCGGCGCCUUCUGGCAGUACAAGCGCUGCAAUGCGUUCCAGCUGCGCAACGUGCUGACCGCGGCUAAGGCCCUCGAGCAGGAGGCUACUGCCCGUGCCGCAGCAGCAGCCGCCGCUGCAGCAACAGAAGCCGCUGUAGCAACCGAAGCCGUUGAAGCCCCAGCAGCCGUUGAUGCCCCAGUAGCCCCGGUAGCCUAAACUACGGAACUCACGACUUACAGAGGUCUCAGCGAUGCCUCAACAUUAGCGUCCGCUGUGUGAGCACCGAAACAACAGGGAGAAGUCGCAUUCUUCCAGUGCCCACUCCCCGAUCACCAUCGCCCUACACCCCUUCCAUCGUUCAAAGGGGGGGAUCAACGCCAGUAGGGUCAAACCCUGCUCCGGCGUAGGAUGAAAUAUUACCUUUAGAAAAUCUUUAAACUUUUGUUAGCAAAAUGUGUUUCGGUUUUGUAUGUAUUUGAGUGUGUAUAACGCGGUAAUAAAGAGGAUGUGCCCAGCCCCGGCUGAUGUGUGGAGCUUACGCCACCCACACACACACACACACGCACA